AGGCUGGAGAGGACACUGAGUGUGUUCAACAAAACCCAUGAGUCCGGUUUGCUGCCAGAAGCUCUCUAUAAGCAGUGGCUUCAACUAUUACUGGAGUCCAACCUCUUUGAGAAGGCUACGGAGGUGGCAGAAGCUGCAACUAAGCGCUUCAGCCUGUCAGUGGAAACAUGGCAGAUGAGACUGCAGGUGCUGAUCCAACUGAAGAGUGACGAUGUGACCCAGUGUUUUGAAGAAGCUGUUAAGCAUGUGAAAUCUAAGGGUACUUUGCCAUUAUGGACCCUCUGGGUGGAAUGGAGUGAACGCACAAACAGCAAGGAAGACACAGAAGCUCUCUACCAGAGAUCCUUACAUGCCACUGCUGAAUCUGUGACUAUGAAAGAAAUGUAUCUUGACUGGACUUACAGAAAUGGUGGUUAUAAGAAAGUUAAAAGAGUCUUUACCAGCCUGUGUGAAAAUCGUCCAUUUUCACUUGACUUCUUCAGGAAGAUGAUCCAAAUAGAAAAGGAGCAAGAAUCCUGCAAAAUGCUUCAUCUGAGAGAAUACUAUGAACGAGCCUUGAGAGAGUUUGGUUCAACAGAUUCUGAUCUCUGGCUGGAUUAUAUCAAAGAGGAGCUAAGUCAUCCCCAAGGCAAACCAGAAAACUGUGGUAGCAUUCACUGGCGAGCUAUGAAGAUGUUGCAGGGAGACCUGGUGGAAGACUUUAUUUCCAAAUACACUUUAUUGCAAACUGGACAUUUAUGAAAAAUUAUAAAUAGUUACAACAUGACAGUGUGCAUUUUUUAAA
Messenger RNA from Cariama cristata (Red-legged seriema), 784 nucleotides. RefSeq names its product U3 small nucleolar RNA-associated protein 6 homolog. Lineage: Eukaryota; Metazoa; Chordata; Aves; Cariamiformes; Cariamidae. Gene Ontology annotation, biological process: maturation of SSU-rRNA from tricistronic rRNA transcript (SSU-rRNA, 5.8S rRNA, LSU-rRNA). The annotation marks the transcript as partial. The record is from RefSeq and is a predicted model, not a curated record. The transcript is spliced from 7 exons. Gene Ontology annotation, molecular function: snoRNA binding; protein binding. Gene Ontology annotation, cellular component: Pwp2p-containing subcomplex of 90S preribosome; small-subunit processome.